Molecule: messenger RNA, 683 nt
Organism: Scaptodrosophila lebanonensis
Lineage: Eukaryota; Metazoa; Arthropoda; Insecta; Diptera; Drosophilidae
Gene: Hand
Product: heart- and neural crest derivatives-expressed protein 2
Exons: 4
Coding region: 1-453 (150 amino acids)
Biological process (GO): developmental process; regulation of transcription by RNA polymerase II
Molecular function (GO): DNA-binding transcription factor activity, RNA polymerase II-specific; RNA polymerase II transcription regulatory region sequence-specific DNA binding; protein dimerization activity
Source: RefSeq, a predicted model, not a curated record
AUGUUAUCAGGUCUCGAGUGGCACAUCCAUUCCGAGAAACAAAGCUAUCAGUCGUUAAAUAAUACUAAAAUUAUUGCACCUCCAACUGUUCGAAUUAUCAAAAAGAGAAACACGGCAAACAAAAAGGAAAGAAGGCGUACCCAAAGUAUUAAUAAUGCAUUUUCUUGUUUACGCGACAAAAUACCAAAUGUUCCUUCAGAUACAAAACUAUCCAAGAUAAAAACAUUAAGAUUGGCAAUUUUGUACAUCAAUUAUUUGGUAGAUGUACUUGAUGGCGAUUUGGAUCCGAAAAGUGGAUUUCGCGCAGAACUUAAAAAUUUGCAUCGCAAAACCUGUGCGGGAAGGAAGCAUGCCUUGGAAAAUGAAAUAAAUAACAUUUACAUAGCUGCGAAGGGGCGUACAGGAUGGCCUCAAGAUGUUUGGGCAUCAGAGCUUAUACCGGACCAGAAUUAAGCAAUUAUAUAAAUAUGCAAACUUGUUGCAGAUACUUGGAUCCCAAAAAUAUAUAUGUAAUUUAUCUUGUUUGUCAACAGAAAAUAUUUUAAAAAUCAUACACAACCAAUUACUUAUUGUAACCAACGAAAGUCUCGCCUAUCACCUUUCAGUCUAAUUUUACUCAAAAUAGUUUUUAAAAAACUAUUCACUUAAACUUAUAUAGAGCUGUAUGUAUCAUUGAUGUAAAU